UUAACUCGCCGGCGGAAGCGGCUGCCGUGGCCGGUGCCGGCUGCCCAAUGGGGAUGCGGUUCGCGGCCCAUCACUUCCUGGCCCUGCAGCCGGGCCGGCACGAGCGAGGCUGAGAGAGCCGGGCCGGGGGAGGGGCCGCACCCGCCACCAACAUGCCCUUUGACUUCAGGAGGUUUGAUAUCUACAGGAAGGUGCCAAAAGACCUCACACAGCCAACCUACACAGGAGCUAUUAUUUCUGUCUGCUGCUGUCUCUUCAUACUGUUUCUUUUCCUGUCUGAGCUCACCGGAUUCAUAGCCACUGAAAUAGUUAACGAGCUCUACGUAGACGACCCAGACAAAGAGAGCGGAGGUAAAAUAGAAGUGAAUCUGAACAUCAGCUUACCGAACCUGCACUGUGAAUUGGUUGGACUGGACAUUCAGGAUGAAAUGGGAAGGCACGAAGUUGGCCAUAUUGACAACUCAAUGAAAGUACCUCUCAAUAAUGGGGAUGGCUGCAGGUUUGAGGGCCACUUCAGCAUCAACAAGGUUCCAGGUAACUUUCAUGUGUCAACACACAGUGCCACUGCACAGCCUCAGAAUCCUGACAUGACGCACAUCAUCCACAAACUCUCAUUUGGAGAUAAGUUACAGGUCCAGAACAUUCAUGGAGCAUUCAAUGCCCUGGGGGGAGCAGACAAGCUCAGCUCAAACCCCCUUGCAUCUCAUGAUUAUAUACUGAAGAUAGUCCCCACCGUGUAUGAAGAUAUGAGCGGCAAACAGCGGUACUCAUACCAGUAUACUGUAGCAAACAAGGAGUAUGUUGCCUACAGUCACACUGGCCGCAUUAUCCCCGCUAUCUGGUUUCGCUAUGAUCUGAGCCCCAUCACAGUGAAAUAUACAGAGAGGCGGCAACCUUUGUACAGGUUUAUCACAUCGAUUUGUGCCAUUAUUGGAGGAACGUUUACUGUAGCUGGGAUCCUUGACUCGUGCAUUUUCACAGCCUCUGAAGCCUGGAAGAAGAUCCAAUUAGGGAAAAUGCAGUAGCGAUGAAACCAUUAUUCAAGGCUCCAGGGGCAGGAGUAAAGAAUGAGAACCCCCCACACACACACACCUGUUUCUUCUAUUUGAUUGAAUCAAUACAUUAUUCUUUAGUCAAGUUAUUUGGUGAAGCUCUUUUUUCAACAAAUCAAAAAUCUGUCUACAUUUCAAAGCUCUGAGACAUCAAUCCCCUCCUCGCAAAAAACCCCAAAAGGUUUCUAAUGUAGAAAUUGCAUUUAUGAAUUAACUCUCCAGGAUCCUAUAGAGUAACACUAGUGUCAGGAGGGUCCCUUAUGUAGGGUUUGCAAAGAUAUGUGAAUUCUCUUCCAGCUCUUUCAUGCUAUUGGAAUUGCAUGACUAGACAAUCAUGUAUUUUAUAAGGCAAAAUUACGUAUUAGAAGAAAUUCUACCCACAGUGCCAAAAAGAGUGAUGUCCAUUGAUGAAGAAUGGAAAGUGUUUAGUCCUCAUAGCAAUCCAAAGGAGAGAGAGAGGCAAAAAUGACUUCAAGGUGUUUUCUUUUUUUUUGAAAAGCUCCUCUGUAGGUAUGACCUGGUCUAGAUGAAAUGAGCAAAUAUGAUUAAACCUUUCCCCAACCACCUUCUCCUGGGUAAACUAUCUGUAACUGGGGAAGGGGACAGCCUCUCUUGUACUCUUUUUGGAUGUAAAAAUAUUUUCAUUUCUUCCCAAUAACUGAAUAUCCAGUCUUGUGUUUACAGAUGGCCAAAUUGAGUAACACUAUUUUAUGUUGCCUUUUGUUUUGAAGGGGAAUAGUUGUCAUUGCAACACUAGCUUUGUAUCCUUUUCUCCUGCCUAUUUUAAACACAGACCACCUAGUUUGGAGUCUGCAAUUUGAUUUGAUUUAUUUGGAAAGGGUCACCCAUACUACUUGUUCAUAGAAAUGCUGUGCUGUUUUGGGUGGAUGUACACAGCUUGAUGCCUUGUGCUGUCUGUGUAUGUGAUGCACACCUGUAAAAACAAUAAGCCUGUCCUUUGGAAUUUUGAGGUGCCUGCAUUCCCAGCACUUUUUUUAAUAAA
Trachemys scripta elegans is the source of this 2055-nucleotide messenger RNA. RefSeq names its product endoplasmic reticulum-golgi intermediate compartment 1 (gene ERGIC1). The transcript is spliced from 10 exons. Gene Ontology annotation, biological process: endoplasmic reticulum to Golgi vesicle-mediated transport; retrograde vesicle-mediated transport, Golgi to endoplasmic reticulum. The coding region runs from base 153 to 1025 and encodes 290 amino acids. Lineage: Eukaryota; Metazoa; Chordata; Testudines; Emydidae. Gene Ontology annotation, cellular component: Golgi membrane; endoplasmic reticulum; COPII-coated ER to Golgi transport vesicle. The record is from RefSeq and is a predicted model, not a curated record.